AUGUACCCGUCCACGGCACGGAAAAACGCUGCAUUGCAGCACGCCGAACGGUGGAGGGUUGCGCUGCGUCUCGCUAGCCCCUCCAUUAUGCCCGCCGCACAAUACCGACGACUAUCCCCGCCAGAGCCUCCUGUCUGCCAACAACAGCUGCCACGGUGUACGCGGAUCCCGCCCAAGCACGCCGAUAUCGUCGCGAUUCGAUACUGUGCGCGCUGCCCUUAG
Messenger RNA from Akanthomyces muscarius, 222 nucleotides. RefSeq lists its product as uncharacterized. The record is from RefSeq and is a predicted model, not a curated record. NCBI's taxonomy places the organism in Eukaryota, Fungi, Ascomycota, Sordariomycetes, Hypocreales, Cordycipitaceae. The coding region runs from base 1 to 222 and encodes 73 amino acids. The transcript has 2 exons.